UUUAGCACCAAGAGCUACCCCUCUGCCGACCGCCGUCUCUCUCUCUCUCUCUCUCUCUCUCUCUCUCUCUCUCUCUGUGUGCAAAAUCUAUCCGUAGCCCAGCUUUAGCAUCUUCCAAUUCUAGGGUUUUCCUUGUCCCAACAUCCCCGACUCCACUUCUUCAAGUAGAAAUUCAAUCAGAGCUCUUCUCGCCUUCCCAAACCUGAAAAAGGUGCCAUCUUUCCAAUUCAACAAUCCUGAUUACAGAAACUGUAAUCCGAAUACUGCAUACAGUCCGCUCCCAUGGCGGAUUCUGACAACGAAUCCGGCGGGCAUAACAACAGCAAUGCCGCCCUAAGCAGCGAUUAUUCAUCUCGCGAACAGGACCGCUUCCUCCCCAUCGCCAACGUUAGCCGAAUCAUGAAGAAAGCCCUCCCGGCCAACGCCAAGAUCUCCAAGGAUGCAAAAGAGACCGUUCAGGAAUGCGUAUCUGAGUUCAUCAGCUUCAUCACCGGCGAGGCCUCUGAUAAGUGUCAGCGCGAGAAGCGCAAGACCAUUAAUGGUGACGAUUUGCUAUGGGCCAUGACCACCCUUGGCUUCGAGGAGUAUGUUGAGCCACUUAAGAUCUAUCUGCAGAAAUUUCGUGAGAUGGAAGGAGAGAAGGUGGGGGGUAGCAGCUCUCAGUCGCAGAAGGAUGGAGGGAGUGGUAAUGGAGGAAAUGGGGGUGUGGGUGGUGGUAUGGGGAUGGGAAGCAAUGCAGGGGGAUUUGCAAGUGGUGCUGCGGGGAUGUAUGGUGGUGGUGGGAUGAUGAUGAUGGGUCAGCAGAUGUAUGGGUCUGCACAGCUGCCUUCUUAUCAUCAUCAGCAACAGCAGCAGCAACAACAACAUCAUCAACAGAUAGCUAUGAGUGGGGGUGGUGGUUGGAGUUCUUCACCAACGUCUAGUGAUCGGCAGGGGAGGAUUUGAUUGGAUUUCUAUCAGGUGAUAUAUAUUUUUUUAGGGGCUUCCCUUGUGUUUGACUCUUGUUUCUGCGGAUAUAUGUGAAUUUGGUAAUAUUUUGGUGAUAUUAUAGUAGUAUUAUUAUAGUCGAAUAUCAUCACAAUGCUAUCAAAUAUCGCCAAAUAACAUCACAAUACUAUCAAAUAUCAUCAAAUACCACCAAUCCACAUGUGCAGAUUCUAUAGGUAAUGUUCCCUCUGUUUUGUUGUGUUUUGUCUUUUUAUUGAAGUGAUAUUACAUGCAGAUAGGGAAUGUGCGGAUUUGAUAGUAUUGUGGUGGUAUUGUAGUGAUAUUCAUUAUUCAUCAUAAUACCAACACAAUAUCGUCGUAAUAUCAUCACAAUACUACCAAUCAGCGCGUACAGAUAUUGCAUGUAAUUUUUCCUUUUGUUUAUGGGGCUACGUGUUGGGAUAUAGAAUGUAUUGUUAUUGGUAUAGAAGAACCUUGUUGAAGGAUGAGAUCUGUAACAUAAUGGUUUCCUGCUCCUGGAAUUAUCAUGCGGAAGAGUUGAAGUGAAAUAUGUAAAUUUGAUGCUGAAAGACGUGUUAGUGGCCA
Molecule: messenger RNA, 1533 nt
Organism: Phalaenopsis equestris
Lineage: Eukaryota; Viridiplantae; Streptophyta; Magnoliopsida; Asparagales; Orchidaceae
Product: nuclear transcription factor Y subunit B-3-like
Exons: 1
Coding region: 283-945 (220 amino acids)
Biological process (GO): regulation of transcription by RNA polymerase II
Cellular component (GO): CCAAT-binding factor complex; nucleus
Molecular function (GO): DNA-binding transcription activator activity, RNA polymerase II-specific; protein heterodimerization activity; RNA polymerase II cis-regulatory region sequence-specific DNA binding
Source: RefSeq, a predicted model, not a curated record